AUGCGGUUGGCAGUUUUUGUCGGAUUCACGUUUGCGUGUGUGUUCAACAGCAUGUGCGAGAUAGAGGAGGCGGUCGUGGCCACAAAUUAUGGCGAACUGCGGGGCAGACGAUUGGAGAUCCUUGGUGCCAAGGUAGACGCAUUUCUCGGAAUACCAUACGCCGACCCACCAGUCGGAAAUACGAGGUUCAGCCCCGCUAAUCCGUGGAGUACGGAGUGGAGCGGUGUCCGCAACGCUUCUUCCUUUGGUGCUGCUUGCUGGCAGAAAAAAUACCCGCCGCCAAUUGAUCAUCCGGGUCAUAUUUGGUGGACAACUACAGAUGAAUGCAGCGAAGAUUGUCUCUUUCUAAACGUUUGGACCCCAUAUCCCGCACCCAGCGAUGCCCCGGUCGUCGUUUUUAUUCAUGGGGGUAGUCUGAUCGCAGGGACGACGUCAGCAUCGCUGUACAAUGGCGCUACUUUAGCUGCAGUGGAAAAUGUUGUCGUAGUAAGUAUGAAUUACCGCCUCGGACUACUUGGUUUUUUAUCUUUCUUCACUGAGAAUGAACCAGGUAACCUCGGUUUGCUGGACCAAGCCAUGGCGCUUCUGUGGGUGAAAGAUAAUAUUGAACAUUUUGGCGGGAACGCGGACUCGGUGACGUUAAUCGGUCACAGUGCCGGAGCGGCAAGUGUUGGUUUACACCUGAUGUCUCCAGCUAGCCGGCCGUUUUUCAGAAGGGCGAUAUUACAGAGUGGCGCGCCAAAUACUGGAUGGACUAUGACAUCACGAGCCCAAGACUUGUGGGUGGCGGGAAAACUGGCGAAAAAUGUACACUGCCCAACUUGGUUAGAUAGUUCCAACCUAUCGUACGAGUCCGUAGUAAUAGACACGUUAAGAUGUUUGCGUGAGCGAGGUCCCCAGAACCUGGUUAAUUCGGACCCGUUAGAUGCGAGUAAAACCGUCGGAGGUUACGUCGUCGUAGACGGUUUUUUCUUGCCGGACAAUCCGCAGUUGAUCCUAGCUGACAGUGAUAUGAAGCAAACAUCGAUCAUAAUAGGCACGGUGGAUGAAGAAUCUUUGUUAAAUAUGGGGCAUUUGCCCAAAUUCCGAUUUGAUAUCCCGAAAGUCGAAGCAGUACGUAAUACCUACUCAGCGGACGAUUAUAAACAAUCGAUCGAUUUAUUAUUCCCAUACGUGGAUCAGUCGGUACGAGAUGUCAUUUGGUUUGAAUAUCGUGACUGGUUUGACCCUAACAAUGGGACCAAACUUCACCGCUCAGUCAUUGACAUGUGGGAGGACUUUUGCAUGGUUUGCCCCAUUAAAGAAUUCGCAAAUUUUUAUGCAGAGGCUGGUAACAAUGUAUAUGCCUACAAUUACGACCAUCGUUCAUCCAAAAGUCCCUGGAAAGAAUGGCUUGGAACCGUGCAUGCCGACGAAUUAUUGUUCACCCUCGGACUUGCCAUGCAUGACGACGAAGGAUUGGAAGACAUGGAAAAACAAUUAAGCCGUAAGAUUCUCAAAUACUGGGGGAAUUAUGCUAGAACCGGGUGA
Molecule: messenger RNA, 1530 nt
Organism: Saccoglossus kowalevskii
Lineage: Eukaryota; Metazoa; Hemichordata; Enteropneusta; Harrimaniidae
Product: acetylcholinesterase-like
Biological process (GO): acetylcholine catabolic process; choline metabolic process
Cellular component (GO): plasma membrane
Molecular function (GO): acetylcholinesterase activity
Source: RefSeq, a predicted model, not a curated record